This is a messenger RNA of Drosophila miranda, 1852 nucleotides long. It is a transcript of the gene Ets97D, whose product is annotated as DNA-binding protein Ets97D. Gene Ontology annotation, biological process: cell differentiation; regulation of transcription by RNA polymerase II. Gene Ontology annotation, cellular component: nucleus. The record is from RefSeq and is a predicted model, not a curated record. Lineage: Eukaryota; Metazoa; Arthropoda; Insecta; Diptera; Drosophilidae. Bases 67 to 1464 code for a protein of 465 amino acids. The transcript has 5 exons. Gene Ontology annotation, molecular function: sequence-specific DNA binding; DNA-binding transcription factor activity, RNA polymerase II-specific.
CACACCUCUAACUAAAACCACGAGAUAAAUAAAUAAACAAGGCGGUUUUAUCCAAUUAACAAAGCAAUGGAAGGCGCCAAUGUGCUCGCGGAUGAACUGAUGCGGCGUCUGCGCGAUGGCGGCACCUUGGAGGAGGUGAUCGACUGCGAGAUGUUCGAGAAGACGCAAUUCGCGGAUGCCGACGAUAUUAUCGUUGUGCACAUGGAUAUCAGGGAGCCACUGACUGCGCUGAAAAAACUUGUUGAGGAAAAAAUUGACGUGAAACUGCACUACUAUUCGUUUUGGCUGCAGGAUGCCCAAGAGCUGGAACCGCACAAGAACCUUGUGGAUCAGUGCGUCAAAGGCGAGGGCCUGGUACAGAUCAACGUCCAAAUCCAAACCAUACAAAAAAGAAUCAACAUAGUGGACGUCCUGAAGCCCACAGAUGAAGCGCUGGCCGAUCAGGACCCAGAGGAAACCAUCUCGCCGGUGACGGCCCAGCUCUCGCCGCCCGAUUCGUUGAGCGUCGAAAGUUCACCCAGCGUUAGUCCCGUGAAAACGGAGAGCCUCAAGCGCAGAAGGAUCAAAGAGGAGUGUGAAGAUGAGCCUGUGGAGCCGGUCAAGAGUGUGAAGCCCGUUCUCAAUUGGGUGCUGGACAGCAAGUUCAAGCGGGAGCAGACGCGUCUGAAUAUUCCCGAGGUGGCCAGCCAAUGGACCACGGCCCAUGUGAGCCACUGGCUGGAGUGGGCCGUGAAGCAGUUCGAGCUGAACGACAUCAUCAUGAGCGACUGGCGGAUCAACGGACAAGAGCUGUGCGCCAUGACGCACUAUGAGUUCAGCCAGAAGCUGCCGCACGAUCCAGGCAAUGUUUUCUGGACACAUCUGCAGCUGCUCAAGGAGUGCAACUUUGUGUCCGUCGUUCACAAACAGGCCGAGGAGCUGCGGAAGCCCAAGCAACCCAAGAUCGUGAUUCCCAGCAGCACGGCGGCAACUUCUGCGACGUCCCUCGAACAGCGGAUCAUGAGGAAGUCCUACCAGAGCGUCAAGAGUACGGAUUCCGACAGUUCACAAACGCCACAAAGCCCCACAAAUUACACCGCAGUUGGCUCCGGCAACAACGGCCAGGUGCAGCUGUGGCAAUUCCUGCUCGAAAUCCUCACCGACUGCGAUCACUCGGACAUCAUCGAGUGGGUGGGCACCGAGGGCGAGUUCAAGCUUGUCGAGCCCGAUCGCGUGGCCCGCCUCUGGGGCGUGAAGAAGAACAAGCCCGCCAUGAACUACGAGAAGCUGUCGCGCGCCCUGCGCUACUACUACGACGGUGAUAUGAUCUCCAAGGUCUCCGGCAAGCGGUUUGCCUAUAAAUUCGACUGCGAUCUGAAGUUGCUGAUCGGCUACGAUGCCCGCGAAUUGUCGCGGCUCGUCAACGAACGCAAACGAUCGGCCGAGAGCAUGCAGGCCCUGGAAGCCUUGCAAGAGGCCACAUGACAGGGCGCAUAUGCGGUCAAGUUGGAGCCCGACGACAUAAUCUGGAAGUAUGAGGAGCCUUAGCGCUGGCCGGGCGGCGCCUGCUGGAUAUUGAUACAAAUUGUUGAACAUUUUAUUUUCUUAAGGCACAUGAAUUUAUUUUCCAUUCUGUAUUCACUAAGCAUUAUAAUUUCUGUCUAUGUGGGCGUAGGCCCUAGCUAUAGCUAUAAGUAUUCCGUACUACGAGUAUCUAAAGCUAAAUAUCUUUACUUUAAACAUUAUCGGUAUCUGUAUGUGUAUCUUUAUCUGAAUGGUAUCUUUAUAGUAGUAUGUAUAUUGAAUAUUGUUCGUUACAUGAAGUUUGCGAUUUUUGUAAAAUCUAUAAAAACUAAAUUCAUUUUCCACGCGA